This is a messenger RNA of Passer domesticus (house sparrow), 502 nucleotides long. RefSeq names its product histone H3. The record is from RefSeq and is a predicted model, not a curated record. Lineage: Eukaryota; Metazoa; Chordata; Aves; Passeriformes; Passeridae. Bases 43 to 453 code for a protein of 136 amino acids. Gene Ontology annotation, molecular function: structural constituent of chromatin; protein heterodimerization activity; DNA binding. Gene Ontology annotation, cellular component: nucleosome. The transcript has a single exon.
CGCCGUGCCGCUGUUCCAGAGCGCUCGGUGUCCGGGGCUGCGAUGGCGCGCACGAAGCAGACGGCGCGGAAGUCGACGGGCGGCAAGGCGCCCCGCAAGCAGCUGGCCACCAAGGCUGCCCGCAAGAGCGCGCCGGCCACGGGCGGCGUCAAGAAGCCGCACCGCUACCGGCCCGGCACGGUGGCGCUGCGCGAGAUCCGGCGCUACCAGAAGUCCACGGAGCUGCUGAUCCGCAAGCUGCCCUUCCAGCGCCUGGUGCGCGAGAUCGCGCAGGACUUCAAGACCGACCUGCGCUUCCAGAGCUCGGCCGUCAUGGCGCUGCAGGAGGCCAGCGAGGCCUACCUGGUGGGGCUCUUCGAGGACACCAACCUGUGCGCCAUCCACGCCAAGCGCGUCACCAUCAUGCCCAAGGACAUCCAGCUGGCCCGCCGCAUCCGCGGCGAGCGCGCCUGAGCCCCCUGUCCUUCUGUAUCAAACCGAAAGGCUCUUUUAAGAGCCACCA